UGAGCGACUUUUCUUGUGUUUCAGCUACUCCACCUUGAGCUGAAACUUCUGCCUCGCAUCUAUGCUCACAGGUAACUAUCUAAACUCCACCUUGAGUUUUCCAUUAUCAAUAUAAACCUGAAACUGACUUGUUUCUCCUCCUCUGUCUCUGCGAGUUUGAGACAGCGUUGAUAAUGGAGUUACCUGGAGCGUCUUCCUUCUUAGGCGGAAUCGCAGCGAACCUGAAGCUCCUGCCCAGGGAUUCAUUAUUGGGCUGGACUUAGAGAGAUGGGUCAAGACAGAAUUGGGCCUUUAACUCUACAAAAGGAAAAAGAAAAGAAGAAGAGGAAGACAUGUAUACGGUGAGUUUCAUGUACGUGUGGGGUUUAGUGAUGGUCUCAUUGUGUUACACUUUUUAUGUUGGCAAAUUGGUUGGAAGAGGAAUCAUGCGGCAGAUUUUGAUCUUCCCAGUCUUGCUCAUUUUCCUCAUAGUUCCUCUAUUAGUGUCUUCCAUACAUUUAAUAUGCAUCACAUCGUUCUUCAUCGCCUGGCUCGCAAAUUUCAAAAUCAUUCUCUUUACUUUAGGACGGGGUCCUCUCUAUUCACUCUCUCUCCCUGUCUUCUUAGCCGUUGCGAGCUUGCCCAUCAAGAUUCAGCUGAUCCCUAAACCACAUGAAUCGAGAGAGGGUACUCUCUUGAAUUAUGCCAAAAAGUUUGCUACUUUGGUUCUCAUCAUAAAAGUCAUCGAGUACAGCAGCAAACUGCCCGACAAAGCCGUGUUUACACUCUAUCUGAUGAUCCAAAACUACUUCAGUCUCAAGGUCAUCCUAUCAACUGUAUCUGUUGUGGUUAGAGCCACGUCUAAUCUUGAGCUUGAACCACAAUUCGACGAGCCACACUUGGCGACAUCACUUCAAAAUUUUUGGGGGAGACGAUGGAACCUGAUGGUUACUGGAAUCUUACGGCCAACUGUGUACGAACCGACGAUGGAGCUGUUGUCAGGCUUGGGUCGGAACCGGUCCAGGUAUCUUGCUGUCUUCAUCACAUUCGCUGUCUCAGGGUUAAUGCACGUGCUCAUCUUCUUCUACAUUGGACGGUUAAGGCCAGAUUGGAAGAUAAUGUGGUUCUUUCUUAUAAACGGAUUUUGCACAUCGGUGGAGAUCGCUAUCAAGAAAAACGUUAAGGGAAGAUUCCCUACAACAAUAAGUCGGGUUUUGACAAUGGGGUUUGUGGUGGUGACAAGUUGGUGGCUCUUCUUCCCGGAGUUUAAGCGAUGCAAUUUGCCUCAGAGGGUUUUUCAAGAGUACGUAUCCAUAGGCGCAUUUGCAGCUCGGGUCAAGAAUACAAUCACCGCAUCUCUUCUUUCUGCUUACCACACUAUGUGAACAAAUCUUGAGUUUUUUUUUUUAUUUGGUUCUUCCAAGUACAAUAAUUGAUUGCACCAAACAUAUCAAUACUAUUAAAAUGGAAGGAAUCUAAAAAAAUCUAUCUAUAAAAGUUGUUUGGACCCUUUCAUUUAAUUCAUUAUUUUUUUAUCUUACCUUAGAUUUAUAUUAACAAUAUGUUACCAUAUAUUUCUCUAACAAUAAUUUAGUCAAUUCUUUUAUUUAUUUAAAUCUCACUCCUAAAUCCUAAUCAUUACUAUUACUAUAUU
Messenger RNA from Brassica rapa (field mustard), 1633 nucleotides. Its product is annotated as acyl-CoA--sterol O-acyltransferase 1. Gene Ontology annotation, biological process: lipid metabolic process. The record is from RefSeq and is a predicted model, not a curated record. Lineage: Eukaryota; Viridiplantae; Streptophyta; Magnoliopsida; Brassicales; Brassicaceae.